UAUCAAACUUCCGCCAUGACGUUUUCAAAGAGGCUGCAGCAGAUCUUCGACUCCCAGCAGAAGGAAAAGCCGCAGGCCUAUCUGGCGCUCCUCAACGAACUCCUCGCCGGCGAGCGGGACCCGGAAACCCUCCAGUAUCGAGACCCGGCCGUCUACGCAUCCCUGCGCGAGUUCUUGGUCCACGCCGUCCAGGAGUCCUUCGGCCUCGCCGUGUCUCGCCAGAUCAUCCAUGACUUUAUCAAUGCGUUCUUUUCCAGCACCAAGGACAUCAAGGACCUGCGCCCUGUCGCAGAGAUCUGGGUCUAUGCCCUCGAGAAGAUCGAGUCAAGGGCCCUGGCGUUCGAGGAGCAGAUCUCCAGCAUCCGCGAGAAACUGGCCGACAUCUAUGAGGAAGAGGAGAACUGGAGCGAGGCUGCUCGGGUCCUCCAAGGCAUUCCCCUGGACUCGGGCCAUCGCACCAUCCCCAAUGAGUACAAGCUCAAGAUCUACAUCCACAUUGUGCAGCUCAUGAUCGAGGACGAAGACGGCGUCGGGGCCGACAUGUAUCUCAAUCGAGCCUCGCACCUGAUCCAUGACUGCAAAGACCGCUCGGUCGAGCUGCGAUACAAGGCCGCCCAGGCCCGAGUCUUGGACUACAAGCGCUCGUUCCUCCAGGCAGCCGCAAAGCAUCUUGAGCUGUCGUACAUCUCCGAGCUCAUGUCGGACGAUGACCGCAUCCAGUGCCUGAUCCAGGCCGUGACAUGUGCGGUCCUGGGUCCGGCUGGUCCGCAGCGAAGCCGUUUGCUGGCCACCCUCUACAAGGACGAGCGCAUCCGGGAGAGCCCUGAGUUCAAGGCCAACGGGCUCCAGCACAUCCUCGAGAAAAUGUACCUCGACCGGGUUCUCUCGCCGGCGGAGGUCCAGGAGUUUGCAAAGUCCCUGAAGGAGCACCAGCUCGCCAAGCUGAGUGACGGCACCACCGUCCUCGACCGAGCCGUUAUCGAGCACAACAUCCUGGCCGCCUCCAAGCUCUACAACAAUAUUUCCUUUGGCGAGCUGGGGGCGCUGCUCUCGACCUCCCCCGAGCAGGCCGAGCAGGUCGCCAGCCGCAUGAUCAGCGAGGGUCGGUUGUUGGGAACCAUCGACCAGAUCGACCAUCUCAUCCACUUCAGCACCGGCAGCAGCCUGAACAAGUGGGACCAGCAGGUCGCUAACCUCUGCUAUGAAGUCGACCGGAUCGUCGAGGCCAUCCAGGCCAGAAAUUCGACAUGGAUGACCAACUACACCCUCCGCAACCCUGCCUGAGCCCAUGACGCACGGCCAUUCACUUUGGACAGUCUCGAGUCGCCAUCAUGCGGCAAGGGACCAAUCGCCCCCCUCUUUUCAAGUGGACUAACUUGGUGUUUGCCACUAUCUCUCAAGGGACGUUGCCAUUGCUGAAUACAAUAAAGUCACAUCCUGCCUAUUUUUGCUACCCCCAAGCAGGCGCU
Messenger RNA from Polychytrium aggregatum, 1469 nucleotides. RefSeq lists its product as uncharacterized. The coding region runs from base 16 to 1284 and encodes 422 amino acids. NCBI's taxonomy places the organism in Eukaryota, Fungi, Chytridiomycota, Chytridiomycetes, Polychytriales. The record is from RefSeq and is a predicted model, not a curated record. The transcript is spliced from 3 exons. Gene Ontology annotation, cellular component: COP9 signalosome; cytosol.